ACUAAAGCUGCUCCAACCACAACCACAGCUGCACCCACAACGACUACACCCACCAAAACUACUGCUGCACCCACAACAACUACAGUUGCACCCACCACAACUACAGCUGCUCCAACAACGACAUCUUCACUCAUCACUACUAUAGCUGCUAGAACAAAAACUACAGCUGCUCCAACCACGACUAUCACUCCUCCUACCACAACUUCGACUCCUUUGACCACUAUAGCUGCUCCAUCUACAACUACAAAUACUCCAACCACUAGUACAGCUUUGCCAACCACAAUAGCUGCUCCAAGCACAACUACAACAGUUCAAACAAAAUCUACAGCCUCUCCAACAAUAAAUACAGCUGUUCUGACGACAACUACAGCUGCUCCAACCACAACUAUCACUUCUCCGGCCCCAACUUCAGCUCCCUUGACCACUAUAACAGCUCCAACUACAACUACAGGUUCUCCAACCACUAGUACAGCUUUGCCAGCCACAACAAUGGCUGCUCCAAGCACAACUACAACUGUUCUAACCACAGCUACAGUUGCUCCAACCACAAGUUCAAUUUCUUCACCCAUAUCUACAGCUGCUCCAACAACAACAACAACAACUGCUCCCACCACAACUAUAGCUGCUCCCACAACUACAGAUGCAUCAACCUCAGUACCAGCUGCUCUGUCUUCUACUAUAGCUGUUCAAACCACAGCUAAAGCUGCUCCCACAACAAUAACAACUGCUCUGCCCACAACUAUGUCUACUCUGACUUCAACGAUAGCUUCUCCAACAAUAACUACAGAUGCUCCGGAUACAACAACAGAUGCUCCAACCUCAACUAUCACUCCUCCAACCACAACGUCAGCUCCUUUGACCACUAUGGCUUCUCAAUCUACAACUGCAGGUGCUCCAACCACUACUACAGGGACUCCAACCACUAAUACAGCUUUGCCAACGACAACAAUGGCUGCUCAGAGCACAACUACAACAUUUCUAACCACAGCUUCGGCUGCUCCAACAAUAACUACAGCUGCUCUGACCACUACUAUAGCUGUUCUGACUACAGCUAUAACUCCUCCAACCACACCUACCACGGCUCAAACCACAGCUACCGAUGCUCCAACCACAACAAUAACUGCUCUGACUACAGCUAUAACUCCUCCAACCACACCUACCACGGCUCAAACCACAGCUACCGUUGCUCAAACCACAACUACAGAUGCUCUGAGCACAACUACAGCCUUCUCAACCACAUCUACAGCUGCCCCUACCACUGCUGUUCCUGCUCUUACCAUGACAUCAGAUGCUCAAUCCACAACUACAGCCAGUGCAACCACAAUAACCACCAUAGGCAACCCAUCCUCAACCGCAGCUGCUUCACCUAAAACACCAUCUCUUCCAAAGACAACCAUCAAUACUCUUACCACUUCCACAACUGCUCCAACCACAGCCUUAGGUACUCCAUCCACAACCACAGAUACUCCAACAUCAGUUUUACCUGCUUUAACAACAACCACAUUUGCUUCAACUACACCUUCUCCAACGACAACUGUAACUGGUCCUGCAAUAGCUACAGCUGCUACAAUCACAACGAUUACUGCUCCAACUGCAGCUGUUUCAAAAACAACUACAACUGCACCAACAAUUCCAGCUGCUACUCCAGUGUCAACCAAAGCUGCAGAAACCACAACUGUAAAUGUUCCCACAAGAACCACUUCAGCUCCAUUCAUAACCACAGCUACUCCAACCACAAGAACUCCAUCCCCAUCCAACGGUGCGCCAACCACAAUUAUGACUGCUCCAACAACCAGACCUAUUUCAGUUCAAACCACAAGUUCUCCUGCCUUAACUAUAGGCACUCAAUCCACAAAAAUAUCUCCUCAAACCAUGUCAAUUACUGCCCCAACAAUAACAACAAGUAUAACUAAGCAAACAACAACCACAUCUGCUGCAACUACCACCAUGGCUGCUCCAGCAACAAGCAUAGCUGCUGCAACUACAAUUAUAACUGCUCCAACAACUUCUACAAUCAAUCCUACUCCUUCAUUCACCUCAGCUUCUCCAUCCAAAACCACAGAUUCUCCAAGCACAACUAGAGCUGUUCAAACCACACCCUCUGAUCGUUUAACCACAAGUAGAACUGCUUCCAAAACAUCAGCUCUGCCGACACCAACUCCUACAUCCCCAAACAAAACCACAGCUAAACAGAUAAACACCACUACAGAGGCAACUACUGUACAAUCUACAACCGAAGCUCCUCCUCUAGCAUUUGUUCUUGGAGUAAUUGUCUUUGAACCAUUUGUUGAACAACUCAAAGAUAAAAACAGCAAGGAAUUUAAGGAUCUUGAGAAAAGAGUUACAGAAGCAUUCAACAUAAUAUACAGGAAAAGGUUUGGAGCCAUUUUCAUCGGUAGUUUUGUCCUUGAAUUUAAGAAUCCAAGGAAUCCAAUGGUCCGAGCACAAAUGAAUGAAACUACUAUAGCAGAGGUGGGGGUGGAGUUUAAUAGAACCACACCACUUGAAAAACUCCCAAGCAAUGAAGUUGUACAAGAAACCUUAAUACAGGCUAUAAACGCCACCACCUACAGCGUCGCAUUUUCACCGAGCUCUGUCGAAAUAAUACGCACACCUUUACCAACAACUGCCCCUACUUCAAAUUCUACGGUUACUGCAGUCACUGCAGCUGCAAAUGCUACAACUAAUACUUCAACAACUACAACAAAUGCGGCUAAACCAACCACAACUUCCACAACGACUACAACUACAACUACUGUAGUUAAACCAACAACCAAAACAACUGCGGAGACGUUGAUAACAAAGCUACUGACUUUUAGGUCUGCCGGGGAGACCUUCACAGCUGAUUUGCUCAACCCAUUAUCUACAGCAUUUAAAAAUCGAGCAGCACUUUUAAAGUCCAAACUCGAACCACUCUAUCGGCAGGCGUUUUCAUCAUUACGUGAUUUUGUUGUGAUUUCUUUCAACAACGGGUCAAUCAUCAACAACAUUAACCUUCAGUUUGUAUUAGCAUCAGCUCCUAAUAACACCCAGAUUUUAGAGGUUUUGGUCAAUGCAGCUUCAAACAUCACGGCUUUCAACAUUGACACCAGUUACAUUUUUGUGGAUGGCGCACCGAUGUCAAGUGGAGUAAGCCACAAGAUCAGCCUCAUCACUGCAUUCAGCAUGGUCCUGUUGUCAUGGCUACUGUCAAGCCAGCAAUAACGUCUCUGCUGGUUUCCAGAGGAAAAUCUGCAGGAAUAAAUCAACUAUUUGUGGAAUGAACCAAGAAGUUUCUCUAAUUACAAACUCGUGAAUUUAAAACUUUUAUUAAAUCUUGAUGCUGUAAAAAAAAGUUUGUUCAAUGAAAUGUCAAAAUGUCUAUUUAAGUUUGUUCAUCUCAGGUCUGUGUGAUGUGUUUACAUGAACCUAAUUAGGAUGCUAAAGUAAUAUAAUUUAUAAUUUAAGGUGACAUGAAGCUAUUUUUAAAUGAUUAUUUAAUUUGGUGAGUAUGUAUGCAAUCUUCAAGAUUUCUCUCUUAAUGAGUAUUGUAAAGUAGUCCAAAUAUAAACUGUGUGAACAAUUCUCUCCACAAUUGUCCAGGUUUUCUUUUUUCUGUUUAAUGUAUUUUAAUGUAUUUAUAACAAAGAUGUCUUUUAGUCAGUGUUCUGUAAAGUGUUAUACCUUUUUUCUGUCUUACUAUUAAUAUAAUAAAGAUUAAUGAUGAAACACUUUA
Messenger RNA from Fundulus heteroclitus (mummichog), 3715 nucleotides. RefSeq names its product mucin-5AC-like. NCBI's taxonomy places the organism in Eukaryota, Metazoa, Chordata, Actinopteri, Cyprinodontiformes, Fundulidae. The transcript is spliced from 8 exons. The annotation marks the transcript as partial. The record is from RefSeq and is a predicted model, not a curated record.